AUGUCAAGUCUGCUCUCCUUUGCCCGUGCUGGGCCUGCACAUCGUGCGUCUCACGACGAGGAAGCUGCUGUCGCAACCUCUUCCGCCAACUCGCAGCGUCCAUCUCGCUGGUCCCUUCCUUUUGGAAUUGGCUCUACCUCGGGCAAUCGGCAGGCUCUUGCCGUCGAGAUGAGUUCUCAACCUGUCGCCACUGCUGCAAAUGCCAAUAACAGCAACAAUAAUGUCAACCUCGACAUCGAACAGGGCCAAGCUCGGCACGAACGCGGCGCUUCCGGCAGAUCCAUCUUGUCCGCCGUCUCCAUCCCCUCGCUCUCCCACCUUCGUCAACGCGAUCGCGACCAAGAGAGGCGUCGGCAAGAUGCUAGGGUCCAGGCUGAAGGUGGUACGCUCGCCUCGCUUGGCGUUGGCAAUCCGCUGGCUCCCAUCUUGCUCUCUCAACCCAGCGCAUCUGCAUCGCGCACCGCCAACAAGAAGUCCAGAAGCAGUCGACGCGAACGAGAAGAAGCGGCUACACUAUUCGGUCCUAACCUAGCAAAUUACUUUGGCAGUGGCGUCAGCAGCUCUGGUGCGGUCUCCAGCCAUGGAGCUGGCGUUCCUCAGCCCGCUGCCGUCGCCAGUCCUGCCUCACCCGUUACAGCCCCAUCACCAGCGCUGCCAUCUUCUCCGCAAGCUGCUCACGACCUUGCGGGCAGCCAAGCGAUCGAUUCAGCCACGGGAUCAUCCACCAUGGAUACUUCGUAUCCUCAGAACGCCUUCAACUCGCGUCGCGCUCGUCUCGGCUCUCGCGGCCGGGCUAGAGGCGCUUCUCUUUCCGGUCUCAGCAUCAUGUCUUUGGGUGCAGAGUCGGUCACCUCGCUCGGAGGCAUCAAUACGGAACGAACAGUCGACACGACUCAGGCAACAGGCAUGAUGCAGGGCUCGACGGCUGACCUCAUUGACCAGCUCAAUCGCGACGCUUCUUCUGUAGGCGGCCCCAUCGCCAUGAGCGAAGGUAUCGACAUCGGCACCCUCCAACGCUGGAUUCAGCGCAGCUCGGGUGUUACUUCUCCCGACGCUCCCGCAGAUGCCGCCUUGUCAGCUCCAGCUGCGUGUGGCCCGCCCGUCUGCACCACCCUCCAGUCCUUUGUCAAUCUCAAGCGCAACACGCUCAAACUCUCCACUACCGCAUCCACAUCGACAAAGUCGGAUUCGGUCGGCGGCAAGGCGUCAGAAAUUGCUGCCGAUGCCAACAUCCUGCGUUCUAGAUCGUCGCUUUCUGUGCUCCCGACCCUCUCUUACGGCAGCACCAGUGUUGCCGCUACCCCCGCGGGCAGGGAUCUACUGCCAGAACCGACGCACUCGCUCUAUUUCGAGUACGACUGCGCCGCUCCUUACGCCAGCGUUCAGAUCUUCAUCCGUGCAAGUCGCAAGCACGGCAGCUGGCUCAACUGGACACCUCCUGCUGAAACUGGUGCUCAUCCGCUGUCCUCGCAAACCAACGCUGAUGGCUCUCAAGCAUGGCUAGCCCAGUGCGGCCCGCCACCGCACGUUCUGGGUUGGCCUGUCCACGUUGCCAAGCUCAAGAAAGGUUUUGGCUCUGGUCACACGGCCAACAUUCCUCUUCACUUGCAGUACUAUGCGCCGCCGAAGGCCAAGAAGGCGGACCGCAACAGCGCUGCUAUCGCUACGGGAGGCGACACGAGCGACAAGGAUGCAUCGGUCAAGCGUGCAUUGUCGUUCAAGCGCGUGCCCGAACCGCCUACACCGGCGGCCAUCCCCGAGACGCCUGGAUUUGAGUUUAAUCGCCGUCUCGAGAUGGAUGCGGAUGAUGCAGAUGAGGAUGCCGCCAACACGAACGCGCGCGGUACUUCAGGAGCUGCAGCACGAGCAGAAUCGGGUUCGAGAGCCGACGCCGCUGCUGCUGGAGCAGCCACCACGGACCACGGUGCGCCAUCGUUGGCAAUCGAGGGCCUGGUGGCGCAACCUGUGAUCGAAGAGGAGACCAAAGAGCAGCGCCUGGCACGCGAAAAGGCUGAGCGCGAAACACUCAAGCUUGCCAUCGUCGUCGAAGCGCUGGACGAGAAUGCUCGACCACUUCGCGAGCCUAAUCUGCAAACGUCGUACUUGCGUCUCACCUCGCUUCCUGUCAAGAAGCCUAUUGCUGGGCGACUUGCCGAGAUUGCCGGCGAAGCCGUUGGAGGACCGGAACCGCCUCGUACGUGGUCUUCGCAGAUGGAGGGGCAAGAAGCCGAGAUCGGCCCGCAUCGAUUCCAGUUGCAGGAGCUGUAUGGGUUGUCGUCUAAGCCGCCUGCUGUGGCUCCCGUCGCAGUAGAAGGUGCGGAUGCGGACGAUGAUGCGGCUGUUGCGCCACCGCCGCCGCCGAUGGAUUUGGACGCGAGCAAUGGGUCCGAGUGCUUGAUCUGCCUGUCGUCGCCGCCGACGACGCUGCUUCUGCCGUGCACGCACGGGUUGUGCUUGGAGUGCGCCGUGCAGUUGAGAGAUUCGGUGGUGGGGAUCAGGCAGUCCGAGAGGAGGAGGGGGAGGACGCCGAGGAGGAAGUACGCUUGCCCAGUAUGCAGGAGGGCGUAUACGAGCAUGUUGCACCUCAGCAAGGCGGAUGAAAAAGUGAUUGCUCAGCAGAGCGUGUAG
Molecule: messenger RNA, 2628 nt
Organism: Sporisorium graminicola
Lineage: Eukaryota; Fungi; Basidiomycota; Ustilaginomycetes; Ustilaginales; Ustilaginaceae
Exons: 1
Coding region: 1-2628 (875 amino acids)
Biological process (GO): protein ubiquitination
Cellular component (GO): cytoplasm
Molecular function (GO): ubiquitin protein ligase activity
Source: RefSeq, a predicted model, not a curated record